UAAAGGUAUUGAGCUGGUGGUUUAUGUUUCCUGUGCAAACUAUUUUCACCACCUUGAAAAACCAAUGACUUCCUGAGAACCGUGAGAGACGUUGAAUCCACCAUCAUCAUAUACAUGCACUGACCGUUUAGGAGAGAGCUGGGUACCUUUUGAGCGAUGGAGGAGAUCUAUGAAAAUGGUGAUUACAACAAGCCUGUCGACCCAACACCUUCAACAAAUCAGACAGGUCCCAGGAGCUCAGAGAGGAGGCUUCAUGGAGCCGUGGUUCUCUGUCUGGGGCUGCUCAGUGUUGUCCUGCUGGUUGGACUCAUCAGCCUCGGUGUCUCCUACUGGGAUUUAGCUGCAGAACACUCCACUGUCAAAGCCAACCUGACGGAGCGUCUCCAGGCCAGUAAUGACAAGCUGUCCUCUGUGUCUGAAGAGAGAGACCUGCUGAAUGCCAACCUCACUUCAGUGUCCAAAGAGCUGGACAGACUUCAGAGUUUGUCCAAACAGAAGAGAACUUGUCCUGCAGGAUGGAAGAUGUUCAGUUGCACCUGCUAUCUCUUCUCCACUAAGACUGAUUCUUGGGAAAAUGGCAGACAAGACUGCAGAGACAGAGGAGCAGAGCUGGUGACCAUUGACACUGAUGAAGAACAGGAGUUCAUCUCUAAAACCAUCACGGAAGACAAUUGGAUUGGUUUGAAUGACAGAGAAGAGGAGGGGACCUGGAAAUGGACAGAUGGAACUCCACUGACUGUGGGGUACUGGAGAAAAGAUGAGCCUAAUAAUGGUGGUGGAAAUCCACAGUGGGGUGAGGAGGACUGUGUACACAUCAGAUCUGGUGUGAAUGCCAAAAACAGCUGGAAUGAUCUGCAGUGUGAUAAGUCUCUGAAGUGGAUCUGUGCCAAAAUGUCAUGAGUUUUGAAAGGACUUUCUUUUUUUUUCACGGAAAAGCUGAAAUUGCUUUGCUUGUUAUUAAUGUGAACUAGCUAAAUUUAGCAUUUGUACCCCUUAUUCUAUCAUAAAGAUUGACUUUUAAUAGGGAGAUAGUAAUAAUAAUAAAGUUGCUUGAUCUCUUAUCAGAAAGGUCUGCAUGUCAUGUGUUGUGGAAAUUCUACUUUGUGAGGUUGAGAGUUGCUAAGUCUCCGAAGAACAUCAGACUUCAGCGUAUGAAUCAGAUCUCUUUAAUAACACGCAGCGUGGAGAGAAGUCAAAAGUGUUCUCUCUCUAACUGAAAUCUAAAAUGUUAUUGCUUAAGUACAGAAACAGAGAGGAGGUUACCUUCAUUUACAACAGCCAUAAAACUUUUUCUUUACAUAACAAAGACUCUUUGCUGUUUGGGUGUAUCCUGUCCUUCCCAGGAUAGUGACUCUUUGAUGCAACAGAUGGGACAGCAAAUGUCAUCUUAUCUACAUUUCUGUAUCUUCCCAUGUAGGGGAUGUGCCCCCACCUGUAGCUCUCUGACACCUCAAUCAACAUGACAUUCUCCCCUCCUCCUCUCACAUCCUCCUCUGACAUCAGUCAAUAUGCCAUUCUAUUCACCAAACAGUACAAAAAUCCAACCAAAAUCAAUGGAUCAGUGUAGAUUUCACUACUAGUUGGCGAUCAACAGGCUCAGCACCUCAACAGAAUUUUAGGCUACUCUCAAAAUUCCAAAAGACAU
Molecule: messenger RNA, 1645 nt
Organism: Acanthopagrus latus (yellowfin seabream)
Lineage: Eukaryota; Metazoa; Chordata; Actinopteri; Spariformes; Sparidae
Product: CD209 antigen-like protein C
Exons: 6
Coding region: 157-900 (247 amino acids)
Source: RefSeq, a predicted model, not a curated record